Molecule: messenger RNA, 1360 nt
Organism: Triticum dicoccoides
Lineage: Eukaryota; Viridiplantae; Streptophyta; Magnoliopsida; Poales; Poaceae
Product: short-chain dehydrogenase/reductase 2b-like
Exons: 6
Coding region: 14-1144 (376 amino acids)
Cellular component (GO): membrane
Source: RefSeq, a predicted model, not a curated record
UUGACCCAUCCAGAUGAGCCAUCACCUCGCCGCCACCACCGCCGCCGCUAGCACGUCUCCCAGCCGCCGGCCGAGCUUAACCUCAUUCCCGUCGCCGCUCCACCGACCAAGCGCGCUGUUCCAGCAGACUAGCUUCGCUGCCACUCGCACAGAGAAGAAGCCCGCACCUUCAGUGGCCGCCGCAGCGGCGUCGCCAGUAUCACCCCUGCACAGGCUCGAGGAAAUGAGUGACCAUGAGGCAAUCCCUGAAAGGCUUGCUGUGGUCACUGGUGGAAACAGAGGGAUCGGCAUAGAGGUGUGCUGCCAGCUUGCUCUCCAAGGUGUGACAGUCAUUCUCACAGCAAGGGAUGAGGAGAAAGGAAAAGCUGCGGUCGAGUCCCUUUGCCGUGAAUCUAACCUCUCCAACAUAAUCUUCCAUCAGCUCGAUAUACUGGAUGCUGGUAGCCGUGCCACAUUAGCACGACAUAUCGAGACCAGAUAUGGGAAGCUCGACAUUUUGGUGAACAAUGCAGGUGUUGGAGGGGUGGCAGUAGACCAGGAAGGCCUGAGAGCUCUCAACAUUGAUCCUAAGAUGUGGCUAUCGGGCAAAGCAGCCCAUCUGAUCGAAUCGGUGAUUGUACAAACAUACGACGAGGCAGUAAAAUGUCUAAACACCAACUACUAUGGACUGAAAUGGGCAACAGAAGCUCUCCUUCCUCUGCUGAAGAAAUCCACAUCAGGAGCAAGGAUCAUCAACACCUCCUCCCUUCGUUCAGAGCUGCAGAGAAUGCCGAACGAGAAGCUGCGGGAGUCCCUGUGCGAUGCCGACAGCUGGGACGAGGCGCGGAUCGAGGCCAUGCUGAGCGAGUUCCUGGAGGACAUGAAGAACGGGCGGCUGGAGGCGGCCGGGUGGCCGAUGAUGCUGCCGGCCUACAGCAUGUCCAAGAUGGUGGUGAACCUCUACACCCGUAUCCUGGCGAGGCGGCACCCAGAGAUGCGCAUCAACUGCGUGCACCCUGGGUUCGUCAAGACGGAGAUCAACUGGAACACGGGGGUCCUCCCGCCGGAGGAAGGCGCGAGGGGCGCGGUGAUGCUGGCGCUGGCGCCUGGCGACGGGCCCACUGGCUGCUACUUCGAUCAGACGAAGUUGGGGGAGGCUUGGUGAUCGAUGGUUACACGACCGGUGCCACUUUGUUUAGGUUUGCUUUUUUUCCACGCUUCAGACCUUCAGUUUAGAUGUUUCUUAGCUAGGCUGGUCCAGCAAACAUGAUUAUCAUUCGCUGCAUUGUGAAACGCGUCUGCAAUAAUAAGAGGUCUCAGCUUAGAUGUUUCCUGUCAAGGAUUUAGUAAUGCAAAAAUGUUAUUACUCAAUUUCUUACAA